GUCUGGCUGGCUGCAGCAGCUUAGCUUUCGACUUACAAUUCCAUUUGUGUGCUGCCUUCCGUAUAGUGCGCGCAUCUCCGGACGGCUUAUUUUAUAAGCGAGCAUCGAAGUAUCUGAAUCAAUACUCAGUGUUUCUUGUUUAUUAUUGAAUGUUUUAUUGUUCUUGCUGAUCGGCGCUAAAAGUGCUUCUGAUAAAUUGUUGUUGUUUAUACUCGACCAGAAAAAAAGAUGCUUCGAACGCGCACAUGGAUCGCGUUAUCUUUUGUCUUAUUUCUUUGCUCGUAUUUUAGUGAUGCGCUAAUACAAGACGAGGACGAUGCAUCAUCAACGGAAUCCUCCGCAGAGGUUGAUCUUUCCAGCGAUGCAAAAGACGAUCAUAAUGUACGUGUAACCGAGAAUCGUUUAGCUGCACAGCUAUUCGCCGUACUCGAGCACUUUAAGCAAGAAGAUCCAGUGGGUCUUCCGGGUGCACCGAUUCCAGAUCCCAUGGAGGUGCCGGAUAUUCGUAAAAGUGUCGGCAUGGGUACGUUGAGUAUGUCCAAGGUGAAAGCUUAUGGACUGUCGAAAUUUCGUAUCGACUCUGUUAAUGCGGACUUACAGCAAAUGGUGGUCGAUGUCGGCAUACAAUUGGAUGAGAUGAACGUUAAGGGAUCUUACACGCUCAGUGCUCUUUUUACCCGUGCAAAUGGUCCGUUCACAGUUGUCCUUAAAAAUGUCUAUGUCAAAGCGAACGCAGGGCUUGCGGUGGAAAAAAAAGAUGGCCACUUAACUACGGAACACAUCAAAAUGGAUAUAACAUUUCGUGAUAUGUCAAUGGACUUCCAGAAUUUAGGUUUAGUGGGCAAUUUAUUCCAAAGCGUAGUGAAUUCUGCGCCUACACUCGUCUUCGAUGCAAUGAAACCAUUCAUGCUACAGGAGGCGGAUAAGAAAAUACGUGAGGAGGUAAAUGGAAAUCUGGAAAAAGUCUUAGGUGAUCGGCGCCUGCCAAACUCAAUUACGCCGCUCGACAUGGCCAUUGCCGAAGGACGUAAAAAGGUGCGAGAAAUGGGCUAUGAUCCAUAUCAUUUGCCUGACUAUAAUCGCACAGCUGGCAUAUUCACCUUUCAUCUGCUCAACUCUUGGAUUUAUGGUGUGGCGAGUUUCUAUCGCGUGGGUGAUAUGUCGGUGUCGAUGCAGAAUAACACAAUUAAAUUGCAUUUCCAUGUGGGUACACAAGAGAUUGCCGGCGAAAGCCAUUGGGAAGUGGAUUUCGCUUUGGCUUCACGUACAGGAGUAUUCAAAUUCUCUGUACAAUAUAUACGUUUAACUGUGGAAGUGAGUCAAGCGUUAGAUACACGUAAGCGACCAGUUAUCAAUGAUUUGCAAAUCGAUUUGGGUAACAUACAAGUGCGCAGUGAUGGCGCUGGUACAUUGGAUUACAUUGCUGAGGCGGCCGUGAAUAUUUUACCAAAUUUAUUGCGCUAUCAAAUUAUAGAUUUACUAGAAAAUCCCAUUAAGACGCGCAUACAAGAGAAAUUCGACACAAUUGAUGUUGAGAAGGCAAUCAAGGAGAACUUUGAAAAGUUCGAAAAUAUGGGUAGUGACUUUUCAUUUGAUUUUAAGCUAUAAAUGGAAAUACUAUACGAUGAAUAUAAUGCUAAUAUUUAUAAAGGUAAAUUAAAUAAAUAAACUUGUAAGCUACAAAGUUGGUAAAAGUGGCUUAUUGCUUAAGCAUAAUUA
Molecule: messenger RNA, 1719 nt
Organism: Rhagoletis pomonella (apple maggot)
Lineage: Eukaryota; Metazoa; Arthropoda; Insecta; Diptera; Tephritidae
Exons: 3
Coding region: 229-1608 (459 amino acids)
Molecular function (GO): lipid binding
Source: RefSeq, a predicted model, not a curated record